This is a messenger RNA of Oncorhynchus kisutch (coho salmon), 3021 nucleotides long. RefSeq names its product cyclin-G2-like. The record is from RefSeq and is a predicted model, not a curated record. NCBI's taxonomy places the organism in Eukaryota, Metazoa, Chordata, Actinopteri, Salmoniformes, Salmonidae. The transcript has 8 exons. The coding region runs from base 615 to 1628 and encodes 337 amino acids.
GCUAAAAUGUUUGGUGCAUGAAAACUAGCCGUCUCUCGUCGAAUGAUAACAAAUUCUUCAUGUUCCCACACCUACUAGGAGUAGUACUGUUGACCAAUCACCGAAGAAGGGGUGUAGGCUUCGGCUACAGAAUAUGAGAAGAGUGCAACUGCGUCCCGCAAUUUGGGACAUUCCUGCAUCUCCUGUACAUAGACGGGGAGGGGCAGGAACACAGUAGGUGGCAGUAAUGCACUAUGACGUUGGAUUCCGACCGCUGAUAAAACCCACAGAAGAGACGCGGCCGACAAUUAUAAAAACGUUAGGGCAUCUAGCCUCAGGGGAUGCCUUGCUUGACCACACCUUCCUUCCUUGCUCCUGCCCUGCUCUGCCUAUUCCACCAAUCCAUGUGUUUCUUAUGGACAGAAAAGAGCAGAAGCUCUGAGCUGUCCGAUCAGGUCCAAUUGUUUACUGAGCGGCGACAAUGGUAGCUAGCUAUAGCUAGUACACACGGGCAGAUGGCGUCUUUCGCCCCAGGUGUCGCUAACCGCCCCAGGUGUCGCUAACUAGCAAGUUAGCUAGCACACGGUGCUGUCCAAGACUCGCCCGCUGUGCUAGCGGGAGGCGGGGGCGACUGGAUGCAGGAUCUUCAAGACCUUGACAAUGAAACAUGUUGGCUUGUCAAAGAGCUAAAGUCAUACAUUGCUCAAGAAGCAGACUUUUUACCAAGGGAAACUGGCCUCAAUAUAAUGGAGUCUGCAGCAGAGAAUCACAAUGGAGUCUCUGCAAAAUGCAGAAAUGCCAAAGUUGAAGACCUGUGGAGCCUGGCCAGUUUCUUUGGUUUCAGCACCCAGACAUUUGUCCUAGCUGUCAAUCUACUGGAUAGGUUCUUAGCCAUUAUGAAGGUCCAACCUAAGCACGUGCCCUGCAUUGGAGUCUCCUGUCUCCAUAUUGCUGCCAAAAUGGUUGAGGACGAGUGCAACAUCUCACCCACCCAUGAACUCAUCCGCAUCAGCCAAAGCAAGUUCACUGUGUCUGACCUCAGCCGAAUGGAGAAGAUCAUCUCUGAAAAACUCAACUUGGAGCUCAAAGCCAUCACAGCCUUAACUUUUUUACACUUAUACCAUGCUGUCAUUGUAUCACUUACAUCAGAAAGGGGGGAGAUCCCAAGCAUUGAAAGACUGGAAGCCCAGCUAAAAGCCUGCUUAUGCCAGCUUAUUUUCUCUAAAGCAAAACCAUCGGUGCUGGCUCUGUCUGUCAUUACUCAGGAAUUUGAUGCCCUCCAGUCUCUUGCCAUGUUGGAAAUUGUCCAAGAACUCCAAAGGCACUUAAAGAUUGUUGACAGUGAGUUACUCUACUGGAGGGGACUCGUGGCCAAAUGCAUGACUGAGUACAGCUCAAGUGAAUGUAGCAAACCAGACAACAAAAAACUGGUGUGGAUCGUGUCCAGACGAACCGCCCAAAAUUUGCACGCUAAUCACUUCAGUGUCCCUGAACUGCCGACUAUUCCAGAGGGCAGCUGGGAUGAAAGUGAGAGUGAGGAUUCCUGUGAGGAUAUGAGCUGUGAAGAGGACAGCCUGUGCGGCUCUCCUGGCAGUGAUGCAGAGGGAGCCUUCUUCCCCUCAGAGUUUUGCAACCAGGGCAGAAAAUGAUACUCCUCUCUUUUUGAUGAGGUUAAAUUCUCGAUAGGGAUUGUAUGUGUAACCAGGGUGCUAAAUGUAACUUUUCCCUAAAUGUAACUUUCCUUGUCGUUCGUAAAACAUUUAUGUUAAUUACUAUACAGUAUGUAUGGCAGAUGGGUAUCUAACUCAAGCUGCCUGCGUGACUUGUUAGACCUCUGAGCUAAAGCCUAGGUGUGGAAGCUAACAAAUCUUCCGGUCCAAAGUAAGUUUACUGAUCACGGGAGCGUAUUCAACAAACCACCUCUGCUACAUACGUAUGUAUUCUGGAAAUACUGAAUGACAGGACCUACCAAGUGCCUGUGUUAAUCCAUGUGCAGUUUUAAAAAUGUUGUUAUGAUUUUAGAUAGAUCUUAGUGGAAUUUAAAUUGCAAUAUCUUGGCAGCUGACUGGCAAUAAGAUCUUAAAAUGCCUUUUUAAAUAUGUUCCUGGUGUCAAUCUAUGUCAAAACUUGACACAUUCCAGUUGUCAUUAAAGGGAUUGUUCAUCCAAAUUUAAAAUGAGACAUAUGUUUCCUUACCUGUCGUGUAAUAAGCAGUCUAUGCACAAGGUAUGACAGCAAUCCAUGCUUUGGUUUAGUUUCCCUGGCACUGUUUCCACAUGCUAACAUUUUAGCAUUUGUGGCACAAAUCCCAUUCAAGUCAUUGGUAUUAGCUGUUUUUGUACAUCUACACCAAAUCAUACAAAAGUAUCUCAAAUUUAUUAUGAAGCUCAACAAAGUCACUUCUAAAUGUUUUGAACAUUUUGCAUGAAAAAUACAACAUUAGAUUUGUUCCACAAAUGCUAAAACUUUAGCAUGUGCUAGGGAUGCUAAACCAAAUAAUGGAUUGCUGUCAAACCUUGUCCAUAGACAGGGUAAGGAAACCAAUACAGUAUGUAAUUUGGGUGUACUACCCUUUAAGCACAAUGGCAAAACUAUUUUCUACCUAGGAUGUCCGUCCCGCACACUAACUGUUCAAUCAAUGGGAAAUACCCAACAUCGGUACAUUGUGCAAGUUUUACCUGUUUUAUAGAAUAGUAUUAAUGUAGUAGUUGCCAAUUCACCAUGUUAUUGUAAUGUGUUUGUGAGAUUAUAUGCAGGAUGAUACUGUAUUCUAUUAAUGGUGGCUUGUAUGGAAGUAUGUCAUUUGGGAUUCUGUUAGAGAAUGAUGGUGAUUGUUGAUUCAGUACACGUGCAAAAUAUUUAUAUGUAAAUGAAUAACACAUUUACAUAACUUGUAUAAGAAAUUAUUUUAAAAAAGGGAAUGUGUUAUCAUUCUUUGUGAAUAAGCCAUUUUAUGUUACUGUAUAUCAACAUGUUGUUAUAAACAAACCAUGUUUGCUUGGAAAAAAGAACCCUGCAAACAAAAGGAUUACAAUUUUUAAA